Molecule: messenger RNA, 6336 nt
Organism: Pan troglodytes (chimpanzee)
Lineage: Eukaryota; Metazoa; Chordata; Mammalia; Primates; Hominidae
Gene: RGS8
Product: regulator of G protein signaling 8
Exons: 10
Coding region: 857-1399 (180 amino acids)
Source: RefSeq, a predicted model, not a curated record
UAGAGUUUUCCUGGAAAAUGGAGGAGGUGCUGGCAAGUGGGAGUGAGAUAACUGUAUUCAUGAGAUCAUAGUAGUUCUUGGUUACAGUUAAAAGCUCUGAACAUGUAACAUGGUAUUACGCUGAUGAUGGCUGUUAUUAUUUUGAGAAUGAGAGUCCGGUGAGCAAUCACUCCAGUAAACUAGUCUUUAUUAACUGUUUGUUCUCCACCCAUUCUUAGAGCAGGUUUCCUGAAAGAAGUGUGUGUUAGACUGGAAAGUUGAUAAGUGAGUGGGAAGUAGAGUGUGUAGUGUGGCCCACAUCUCACCAUGGCCAGGUCAAGACACACUUAGAAGGGGGAGUAUAAAGAUAGUGAAUAAAGAAAAGAGGCUGGCAAGAGGAAAACCCUGCAGUGAGCGGUGAGGAGACAAAUGAAUGCUCAAGAGGAACAAAAGGAAAUGAGAAAGGAAAGAAGACAAUGCUAGAAUGCUUUACUUUAGGUUCAGCUUAAUUCUCCUCCCUGAAAUUAUGCCCUGGCCUCUUUGGAAGAUUAUGCUGGUGUCCUCUUGUAAGCGGGGCCUGCACUAGGUGAUGCUGACACUGCUGGUUCAGGGACCACGCUUGGAGAACCACUACACUAGGGCAAGCAGGAAAAGAGUCCUCCUUCUGGAACUGAAGCAGGCAGUGUGAAGACCCAUGUGGAGCACCUUAACCCGCAGCCUCUCUGACCAUCCAGUUGGCAAAGACCCUCAGGCCAUGAGGACUGGCCAAAGACAGUGAGAGGACGUGCAAGGGUAAAUUCCUGAGCCCCGCAGUCUUAUUUCCUGCCCUGACGUCCCUGCAUACCAGCCCAAGCGUUAACCGUAAGCGGAUGCCUGUAUGGCGGCCUUACUGAUGCCACGCAGGAACAAAGGGAUGAGGACUCGACUGGGAUGCCUGUCUCACAAGUCAGACUCGUGUAGUGAUUUCACAGCUAUUCUUCCAGACAAACCCAACCGCGCUCUCAAGAGAUUAUCCACAGAAGAAGCUACGAGGUGGGCAGAUUCCUUUGAUGUGCUUCUCUCUCAUAAGUAUGGGGUGGCUGCAUUCCGUGCCUUCUUGAAGACGGAGUUCAGUGAGGAGAACCUGGAAUUCUGGUUGGCCUGUGAGGAGUUCAAGAAGACCAGGUCAACUGCAAAACUGGUCUCUAAGGCCCAUAGGAUCUUUGAGGAGUUUGUGGAUGUGCAGGCUCCACGGGAGGUAAACAUUGACUUCCAGACCCGAGAAGCCACGAGGAAGAACCUGCAGGAGCCAUCCCUGACUUGCUUUGACCAAGCCCAAGGAAAAGUACACAGCCUCAUGGAGAAAGACUCUUACCCCAGGUUCCUGAGGUCCAAAAUGUACUUAGAUCUGCUGUCCCAAAGCCAGAGGAGGCUCAGUUAGACCUCAGAAGGGAACUCCUGGAAAUCACCAGCUUUCCCCUCCACUUGCUGCCAAGAUCAUAUUCUAAUGUGAAAUGUCAUAGGUGUUCAAAAGCGGUGGCAUUGGGGGUGGGAGGCUGGGGGUGAGGAAGGAAUGAAGGGCCAUUCCAAAGUAUGACCCAGCUGCCAGAGCUUGGACUCUAUUCCAUUUACCCACGUUUAUGUUUUGGUUAGUGGUAGCGCCUUGCCGCUGUCACCCUUUUCUGGGUCAGCAACUUGCCCUUCAUAUAAUGCCUUGGGUCACCUCUGCUGAGAGGGCAGAUUUGCUGUGCUAGGCUAAUCUGUAAAUAAUGCAAAUGCAAUUCCCACCACCUCCACACCCUCCUCGGUUAGGAUUCCUGACUGUCCACUUGUUGUAAAUCCCUGGGAGGAAUAGCUGAAAGACUUGGGCUCAACUCUGUGAUUUGUAGUGGCCAGCUCUGCUCACUGGGAUCUCACAGCUUAGGAGAGAGGUUUCUGUGGAAUUCCAGGUUUCUAGUUCUGUCAUUGACAGGUGACCUCUCAGAGAAGGAGUGAAAUCCAUGGAGUUGUUUGUUUCUUCCAUUUCCAUUGGACCAGUGUGAAAAACUGUGAUUACUUCCCAUCUUGGCCUAGGAAAUUCACAAGACUACCCUAACCUUACAUUUCCAGAAAGAGUCUUGGGUGAUGUUCUUCAUGACUUCUGAAGUGGAACUGCCAUUAAGAAAGAUACAGCUUGCAAAUCUUCCUCAAUUCUACGAAGAACUUUUCCAGAAGUCAAGAGACGAGGGCAAGUAGCACCAGUAGACUUCUAUUCAAAGGGGUACCAUGUAACCUGUCUGUUGCUCAGUGUCUUCUCUGCCCUCACCUCUCUGCAGCAUCAUACAUCACUGAUGUCUUAGGAUGACAGCUUGGCAAAGGAAGGUGAAUUCCUAUAGCAUGGAGUGCUCCCAUGGUGCCUAAUACUUUCCCUGUAUCUCCACCUCCCCCCUUCCAUGCCGGUCAUGUAAUUAUGAUGGGGGAGAAUGGGAAUUUAGGCUGAAACUCUUUCCAGCAUACUUCCUGGGAAAAUGCUUUCUUAGAAAGAUCUCUCUCUUGGAUACUAUGAAGCAGCUUCUUUCUUGAUCUUUGACCUUUUGGAAUUGAGCAUGAAAUAGGAGGUGUGGCUAAGAAGAUCACUGUGAACAUCUGGACGUGGAGAACCUUCCUAAAAUGCUUUCAUGGUACCCUGCAGCUGCUCUUGGAAAUGUGUCAGGCAAUUCUUCCUUGGAGGAUGAGUGAGCAGCCUGGAACCUACUCUAGCCACCCAGGAAAAAGCUGACUUUGGCACAAGACUAGUGCCCAGGAGAUGAACCUUUAGCAGAGAGACCGGAAAGUGAAAGAGGGGCAUGUAAGAGGCUGGUUUCCAGGUGGAGAGGAUAACAGAGUGGAGUUACUAAUUGGAAUAAUUCACGACCAGUGGAUUUGGAUUCAUUGCAGAUCUACAAAACGUUCAGCUUGACUAAGUGGAACAGCACAUGAUUAGGCAUAAGCUCUGGAGUGCAGACAAUUGAGAACUGGGCUGAACCAUUCUCCUUUUAAGGGGUGAGGGGCCUUUUAACGUUAUGCUGGUGGCGUUCUAGUGCUUGUGUUCCUCUCCAGUAACUUUGAGAAUCUCUUCCUUUUUUAGCUAUAGCUAGACCAGGCCAAGAAAGCCCUUGAGUCCCACUAGUGCUAGGGCCACUGCACUGCUACAGCACAUUGUUAUCUGUGAGUGAGGGUGGGUGUGACCGUGUGAACCUCAAGGGGAGAGAAGAACACAUGUCUCCUAGCCCUCACAGACACCGAAAAGACCUGUGGAAUUUUGUGUUUGAGAACUCCAAAGCCUCAAAUGGGUGUUCCUAGUUAGAUCAGGUAGUAUCCUCCUAACCGUGGUUAAAAAAACAAAUCAUUCUUUCUUAGAUAAAGCUGCCAGAAUUAAUUUAAUGAUUAAAUUCUCUAACAGGGUAUUUUAAACAUUGUUUACAUAUGAAAUGUGCAUCUGCUGCCAACUCUACUGUCGAAUAUGAGGUGCAUAUCAAUUGGAACUGCACAGAGUUAUAGAAAUGUGAAACAUUCUGAAAGGGGCUUUUUCUCCACUUCCACUAUUCCAAGGAGAAAAGCCUGAACAAGAGUGUCGUGCGAUGGCCUCAUAGAGAGGCCUAGAGUUCUUGCCAACUAUUGAGGAAACGAAGGCUGCAGAUGGUGGUGUCAUGGCGCCCUGGUGACUUCCUCCCACAAUGGGGAGGUGUGAAAGACCAAGCUUGGGGAUCCUGAAUUUUGCAGCUAAGCAAGGGUAUGUGGGCAUUUGUCCAUGUGUAGAGGAACGUGAUAGCUAAAUUUAUGGUACUCCUGUGGAGCGUCUCUGUGUGUUUGUGUGUGUGUGACAACUGUGAGCAUUAGACUAGUACACGGCAGACAUGAUCUUCCCGUGGGGUGGAGCUUUCCUCAUACCUUGUAUGCCCUGCUUCCCACAAGAGGCACAGAGCUCUCCACUCUGAUGCCUACUUUCAGGCACUCUGGUCGUGCCAACCCAGAUUUUGGUCUGUGAUGAAACAAAGAGAAAUGUUUACAACAUCUAGAGCAAUAUCCAAGCAUACCUCAUCCCUGAGCUUCCAUGUUUCCCAGUCCUGCCCUCUCUCCCAUUGCCUCUUCCGCAAGCCCAUGUCCUUGGGUAUCACUUCCAUUUAUUUCCUGUCUUCCUUGGCUCCUCAAGCCGAGCCUGUGCUGUGGACUUGCCUUCUGGACUUGAGGCUUGCUCAGUCCUGGGCCUAUGCAGGCUCCAGGCAAGCCAGGGCAGGGCAAGUCCAGGCAAGUCUAGGCAGAGCUGUGACUUCUAGAAUUGCUCUCCAUCCCUGAGUGAUCUUGCCCCACUGGAGGGCUAACUUGUUUGGGGGCUGGUGUGAGAUUCGUCAUUGCCCUUGGCAAACUAAAUAGAAUACUGUCAGUAUCAACCAUUCAUGGCCUUGGGCACCUCUGGGGUGAGGAAGAAUCCUCUGAGGCAGUCCUUCUCAUUAAACUUGAGCAUGCACAGGAAUCACCUGGAAAGCCUGUGACAAGUGCUAAUUCCCAGGUGCACACCCAGAGAUGCUGAUCUGAUAGACCUGAGAUGGGGCCCAGAAAUCCACAUUUUUAAUAAGUUCCUAGGUGGCUAGUGGCCUGUGGACUUGGAAAAAAGAUGGUCUUAGACAGAGUCUCACGACCUUGGCUGCUCCUUAGAAUCACCUAGGGAGUUUUUAAAACCCAGAUGUCCAGGUCCCACCCCAGAACAGCCAAAUCAGAAGCUUUUGUUAGAGACCCAGGCAUCAGUCAUUUUUAAAGCUCCACAGGUGAUUCCAAUGUGCAGCUGAACUUAGGAAGCAUUGAGUCUAAGGAGUGAGGAGGAACACAGCGGGGGGGGGGGGGGGGGGGGCUGGGGGAGGGGGGAGACACAGCUGUGUGGGCCAAGGGGGCUGGUGUAUCUCCACAUGCAAGCAUGUAGAUACCGAGGAACCUGGCCAGCCCUGCAGCCUGACUCGGGAUGGCUGCCUCUAUGCCCUCUGCGUCUGACUUGCUCCUUUGAGAUAAAGGUGUUUUGGCCCAAGCUGAGUGCAUUGCUGGGCAGCGGCCAUGCUGAAGGUGGUAGCUGAAGGGACCCUUGAUCGAAAGACGCUCUGCCAUGCUUUCUGAGUCCUGUCUCCUCCAAGCUUGUCUCCUAGGCUGUUUCCCCUGUCUGUUUUCCUGCACCCUUGUGUUUGGCCAUUUUUGCAUUAGGCUGUGUCUCUGUACCCAAGGCCACGUGACAAGGUAGUUGGAACCCCCACUCAAGUGGUGAGUGAAGAGCGUCGUGGUAAUAAUAAUAGUAGUAACACAACUUCCAAAUUUCUCAGUGGAGAGUGUCACGUCCUGGGGGUAUCAAGAUCUGUGAGGCCUUUCCAAGCCCUCACCAUUCCCUCUUUGGUCCCAGGUUGAGUGGGCAGCUGGGAAGGUCCUAGUUGAUUUUAAUCUCCGGUGCUUUCCCCAGAACUGCUGCUCUGAAUAAACCAAAGCUAUGAAAGAGUGUUCUGCGCAGGCUGCGGGCCCAGCCUCUGGGUGCAGGCCCUGGGCACUUGAGCUGAGCAGCUCAGCUGGCUCUGCUGUGAGGGAAAGCCGUGAACUUAACUGUGCUGAGAGCUGGGUGAGGGCAGAAUGGGGAAGACUGAAGAAGAAGGAGCAGGUGGGAGAGACCAGCCGCUAACAUGGUGUCUACUUCUCCGUGGAUCAGAGGAGAAGGGAUGAGUAGCAAAUGCAGAGGCAGGGUGGUCUCCCAGCAACAAGGAUGUCCAGAGUUCUCCUGACCCUGUCUGCACCCACUUCCAUGCAAGGCAGAGGCAUCACAGUUUUCCAUCCCAGGCCACCCUUCACUCUUCCAAGUGUCAGGCCUCUUUAAAUCUGCAUCCCUUUGGGUUAGAAGCAAGAGAGGUGGCAAAGUCUCCCUGGCACUGAGAGCCUGUCCCACCAUGCCACUCGGCAUGAGAUGGUGGAAGAAGAAGCCAAGAGCAGAGAUGCCUUCCUGUCCCCGUGGCCUCUCAGGACUCCACAAGAUGCUGUGGACCAAGAUGAGAGAUUUCAGGAUGGGGCCACUGGCCUUCCUAGGUUGGGCUCUGGGUCCUUUCAAUAAACUGUUCCUUUCCUGAUUCUUACUCCCUUUUGGUCCUUCCACUCCCUUCCCUCUGCCAGGUAUGGAAAAGGUGGCUGGGCUCGGUGUGCGCUCCAACCCCGGUAGCAUUAGCUGAGUCACGCGGCGAGCACACAACAGAUUUGUAGCAGCUCAUCUGCCAUAUAAACCGCUUGGCUGAUGGAGUCCUCAUUGAGUUUUUUCAUUAUCGUGUAAAGUGGAAUCAUGUCAUUCACCUUUACUAUAAACAAGGCUGUGAGAACAUAAUAAACAGAACCUGAACAAGC